Molecule: messenger RNA, 2257 nt
Organism: Euleptes europaea (tarantolino)
Lineage: Eukaryota; Metazoa; Chordata; Lepidosauria; Squamata; Sphaerodactylidae
Product: zinc finger protein 850-like
Exons: 3
Coding region: 33-2231 (732 amino acids)
Source: RefSeq, a predicted model, not a curated record
AAGCCAAAGGGGAACUCUUUCAGAGUCCUAAUAUGGAAGAGAUGUCUGGACACUUGGAGGGAAUGGAAAGUUCCCAGCAAACCUCGCAAGGGAAAAUGCCAAAAGAAAAUCCGUAUAAAUGUGCCCACUGUGGAGAGAGUUUCCAUAAGAGAUCACAGUUGGUUAUGCAUGAGAGGAACCAUGCUGGGGAGAAGCAUAUCUGCUCGCAUUGUGGCAAAAUUUUCUCUUACCAGUCAGAUCUUGUAAGCCAUGAGAGAAGCCAUACUAAUGAGAAACCAUAUCAGUGCUCGGACUGUGGAAAAAGCUUUCGUGAGAAAGCGUAUGUUGCUCAGCACAAGAGAAUCCACACGGGAGAGAGGCCAUACGCAUGUUCUGAGUGUGAAAAAAGCUUCUUCCGCAGAGGGUCCCUUAUUUUGCAUGAGAGAAUCCACACAGGAGAGAAGCUCUACCAGUGUUCAGACUGUGGGAAAAGUUUCAAUCGGAAGCCACACCUUGCUGUCCACAAGCGAAUCCACACAGGAGAGAAGCCGUUUGAGUGCUCAGACUGUGGGAAGAAUUUCACUGUGAAAUCUGCUCUUAAUGUACACAUGCGAACCCAUUCGGAAGAGAAGCCCUUCAUGUGCUCUGUUUGUGGGAAAAGCUUCCGUGAGAAAGGAACCCUUAAUAUACACAAACAGAGCCAUACAGCUGAAAAACCAUACCAGUGCUCUGAAUGUGGAAAAUGCUUCAGUUACACAGCAUCAUUUAGGAGACACAAGAAGACUCAUGCCAGAGGUGCUGCUGUGAAAUCAUAUGAAUGCCCUGAGUGUGGGAAAGGCUUUGGACGAAAAGAUUACCUUAUCACGCACCGGAGAAUCCAUACAGGAGAGAAACCUUACGUCUGCCCUGUCUGCGGUAAAGGCUUCAAUCAUGGUGCAACUCUUGUUACACAUAAGAGAACCCAUACAGGAGAGAAGCCAUAUGAAUGCUCCGAGUGCGAUAAAAGUUUUAAACAAAUUUCAGGCCUCAUUACGCACCGGAGAACCCACACUGGAGAGAAACCAUACGAAUGUUCAGACUGCGGCAAACGCUUUAUCCUGAAAUCAUACCUUGAUGUACACAAGAGAAUCCACACCGGAGAGAGGCCCUAUCAGUGUGCUCAGUGUGGGAAAGGCUUCUCUUGCUCUUCUUAUCUUUUGAGACAUGAGAAAACCCACACAGGGGAAAGACCGCAUACAUGCUCUGAGUGUGGUCAGAGCUUUCACUGGAAACGUUCCCUCAUUAUGCACAAACGAAAGCACACAGGAGAACAGACUCUGCAUGAAUGUGUGAUUUGUGGCAAAAGUUUCAGCUGGACAUCUGCUCUGGCUGUGCACAUGAGGACCCACACAGGCGAGAAACCAUAUGCAUGUUCUGAGUGUGGGAAGCAAUUCAGUGGCAAGUGGAUCCUUAUUCAACACAAGAGAAUUCAUACUGGAGAGAAACCAUAUGAAUGCCCUGAGUGCAAGAAAAGCUUCCAUGCUAAAUCGUCCCUUCUUGCGCACCAAAGAACUCACACUGGAGAGAAACCUUAUGAAUGUUCUGAGUGUGCAAAAAGCUACAGUGUGAAAGCAAACUUUGUUGCACAUAUGAGGACACACACUGGAGAGAAACCUUACGAGUGCUCCGAUUGUGGGAAAAGCUUCUAUAAAAAAGAUCGCCUGAUGACACACAAAAGAACCCACACGGGAGAGAAACCGUACCAAUGCUCUGUAUGUGGGAAAGGGUUCAACUGGAAAGUUGGCCUGAUUAACCACAUGAGAAUUCACACGGGAGAGAAACCCUAUGCAUGCUCUCAGUGUGGGAAAUGCUUCCAUAAGAAAGAUCACCUUGCUAGACACGAGAUUAUUCAUACGGGUGAGAAACCCUACGAGUGCUUCGAGUGUGGUAAAAGCUUUAAUCAAAAAGUAGCCCUUAUUGUGCACAAGAGGACUCACACAGGAGAGAAACCAUAUAAAUGCUCAGAAUGUGGGAAAAGCUUCAGCUGGAAAAAAUCCCUUAUUACGCACACAGCUGCCCAUACAGGAAAGAAACCCUAUGAAUGCUCCAAGUGUUCAGAAAGCUUCAGCAGACGUUCCCAGCUUGCCAAACAUGAAAGUACGCACACAGUUUCAGCUUUUGUGACUGCGCCUCAAGAACUCUCCGUGGAAGAAAUAAACACUGCUGUGAUGAAUUUGGAUUGCAGUACGUUUAUUUUGACCACCGUUGUGUAAAUUCAGAUCAUUGGAAAAGCUGAAUG